AGGAGGGAGCAGAGCAGACAUGUCGGAAACCUCCCACGAGGGGCCCCGUGUAAUUCGAUGCACGCUGUUAAAGCUUAGAGUAUAUUGUCUUCUCUUGCUUAUGAAGCCUCCACCCACUGGCCCACCCUACAUUUAGUGGAUCAUGUGACUCUGGUAAGUCAUUUGCAAGUACAACAGUUCUCUGUGAGCCCCCAUUCAUUUCCUGAGAACUACCCAGAGCAGCUGAGAGGAGAGGAGCAGAGGGGAGGGAGUCUCAGAGAGCGAGCGAGGAGAGGAAGACAGAGAGAGAGCGGACUGUAUAAGGAAAACAGUUUCUGCCGCUCUGCAGCUCCUGAUCAGACGCCAUCAAUAACAGGAUGUUAAUGCUUGACGGAAUGCCAGCAGUCCGAGUCAAAGCAGAGCCUCUGGAAUCUGAGAGAGGGUCCCCUAAAGUGCACAACUACCCUGAUAUGGAGGCGGUGCCCCUUCUCCUUAGCAAAGUGAAGGCAGAGCCACCGGAGGACCUGCUCUCUUCUGAGCACUUUCACACUCAGACAGAACCCGUGGACCUAUCGAUCAACAAGACUCGGUCCUCACCUCCUUCCUCCACUGCCUCGCCUAUCACUUCGGCCUUCUGUCCGUCCUCCUCUUCAUCUUCAUCAUCAUCCUCGCCUUCUGUCAUCGCCUCCAUCUCUUCAGGAAAGCCCUCGGUGUUGACUCCUGGGCCGCUUGUGGGCUCUCCCUCGGGGGUCCGAGGCCAGUCAUAUUUACACAUCAUCCACCCAGUGCCGCCUUCCAGCCCCAGCAAACUGGCCAGACAGGUGCAGCGCAUCCCGGUGGUGGUGCAGUCACUGCCGCUAAUGUACACUACAGCGGUGCGCUCACCCUCCAACCAUAUCAACUCCACCAUCAUGGUCCCUCUGCUGGACGAGGCCAAAAGCCAGGGCAAAGCAGCACAAUCAGACAUAAACGGCUUGUCACCAAGACAAAUCAGAAGUGACAGUGAUGAUGACGACCUGCCAAAUGUAACCUUGGACAGCGUCAAUGAAACAGGAUCCACCGCCCUGUCUAUAGCACGAGCAGUGCAGGAUUCCAUGUCACCGUUCAGUAUUGAGAGCAUGAGACGGCCACGGCGGUCCGAGUCUCCAGACUCUAAGAAGAGGCGCAUUCACAGAUGUGACUUUGACGGCUGCAGUAAGGUUUACACUAAGAGCUCCCACCUAAAAGCACAUCGGAGAACACACACAGGUGAGAAGCCAUACAAGUGUACCUGGGAUGGCUGUACAUGGAAGUUUGCUCGCUCAGAUGAGUUGACGCGGCAUUAUCGGAAACAUACAGGAGUGAAGCCUUUCAAGUGUGUGGACUGUGAUCGCAGCUUCUCACGCUCGGACCACCUGGCCCUGCACCGGCGCAGACACAUGCUGGUCUGAGUGAAGGCCACCUCACACACCCUCUCUCUCCCACACACACGUGCGCAUGCAUGCCGGGGGAGCUGGGUCUCUCCUUGCACUUGUUCAGCUGGGCUGGACACAGUCAUGGCCAUCCCAGGCCCUGGUGAAAAGUGAGAGAGAGGAGGUUUGAAGGAUGCAUGAUGGACAGAAUGUGUUGAUAGAGCUGAACAGGGUCUGCCUCAAGGAUGGAGCAAAGCUGCUCUACAGAUCUGGGCUCAUCUUGAAGUUUCAGGACAUCUUGAACUGGAGCACUUGUCCAGAUCCUGGUUGUUAGUUCUUACGUGAGAGUUCUUCUGUCUGCAGUUUUUUUUUUUUUUUUUUAAUUUAGCAUCCUUAUUUUGUUCUCAUUUAAAAUGUCUGCUUCCCUUUUGCCAUCAACAAUGUGAAGAACUGCAGUAUUGAAUGGCUUCCUCUUUGGAGAUCUGGAGCUUGAUAUUGUAGACACAGCCAGGUUCCUACAGGAACAACAUUUUCAUAAAUCUCAAUUUCCUCCAAAGCCAGCACACCUGAUUAUGAGGAGUCAUUUCUUUGGCAACAGAGAAGAGACCCUGAGUCAGCGAUUCCUGAGGUGAGGUGGCUGGAGAUUUUUCAUAUAACGCAAGUCCGUAAAUCAUCGAAUGAGAUUAUACACACAGCAGGUGACACAUCAUGGGAAUCAUGCAGUUUAUAUAUUAUGUUUUGUUUUCCCCUGAUGUUGGUUUUCUCACACUAAAACUGUUUUCUGCAGCACAGGCACUGAAGUAUAUGGGGUACAUUUGGCUUUAAGAACUCUCAGCUGGCAUUUUGCUGUGCUUUAUGGUGACAAACAGGGAUAUAAAACAGCGCAUUCAGUUCUGUGAUUAGCCAGUGAGUACGAUUGUACUCUGUUCAUAUGAUUUUAUGUUUGAAUUAUUUUCCCUGCUUAAGCCUUUUCCUAUUCCUGCUGUGUCACAGCUUUGAAUAGGAUGGGCCCUGAAAUAAACUAAUAGAGUAGAGCACUAUGUUCAUCACACACAACACUGACCUCCACCAUGUUUGACUGGCUGACACAAAGCUCAAUGCCCUCUUUGGCUUUGAGGAAAUUUGGGUGCAAAAAAACAAAACAAAAACGCAAAACACUUCUGCUAACAUGAGCCUUUGAUGGUGUGAUCCGUUUUUUGUACUCGAACGGACAAUACAAGCCAGGAGAGCAAUACACUCACUCUAGAGUGACGAGAGAGGGAGACGGCCUCAAGGCUCUCUCACUUACUCCAUCAACAGAGGGCUUUCAAAACAUGGACAAAUCGCUGACUUUCUACCAUUGCCACUUGUUUUUCUAUACUAGAGAAUCUUGUAUAUUUGUAAUGGAUUUGUAGCUGUAAUUUUUAAAAUAGCAAUAGCAUAUUGCUAUUUUAAUCUCACACCUAAAGGAUUUGAUUGCACUCAGAAGAAUCGAUUUUCUUUUUAAAGAGCCAUUAAAUGUGGCACUGCAGGUUUGCCCAAAAGAAGUUCAUUUAGUUCCCGUAAUCCCUUAUGAUACACACACACACACACACACACACACAUGCACACAGAUAAUGCAUGCAAUGGAUCUAGGGCAUUUAAUUGAACAUUUCUCAAGCGUAUUCUCAUCAUAUUUUAAAGUAUUUACAUUUUUAAAUUAAAAAAAAAUCAUUGAAUUACUUGACUCGCUUUUGUCACUCGGAAUCUGAAAUGUAGUUUUUUUGAUGUAUAGUGCACUACUUUGGUCAAGUUUUGUCUAGUGCACUAAACAGUAAGCUGUUUUACCUUCAUACUGACUCCCAAAUACAAAUAGGCCACUAGAGGGCGAUCAGCAAAUAAAAGUUCAGUAAAGAACACAUGAAACAUAAAAAAAAAAAAAAAAAAUCUUACAUGUUCAUAUUUGUGGCAGUGAUUUGUUCAUAAGUUUCGUGUCCAGUGAGAAGGUUAAGUCAAUAAGUCAUCCAUUCUGAGUUGCCAGAUGGUUUGCUCAUCUUUGGUGGCCUUAAGAUAAAUAUUAGAUGAUAUAUGAAAUGAUGUGGCAUACACAAAAUCUGUUUUAUUCAUCCCAAAUAAACGUCAUCGUAUACACAAUGUUAAAGCAUCCACUGUACGAUGGGAAUGUCAUCAGAUUGGUGUGAGAGUAGCACUUUCAAAUGGCCAGUAAAAGCCUCAGUGAUACAUACACACACAACAUGUACAAAUGCACACACACACACACUCGUGCACUGCUGUUGGAAUCUCCAUAUACAUAUUUUCAACUAACAAAUCAAAAUUGAAAUGCAGUUUUGUGAAAUGCUGUAAAAGGAAUGUGUCCAGUACAAAACUAACAUGACCAGCGUCACCUUGCUUUUUUGUGAUCUGAAGUAUUAUAAUCUAUUAUGUUUUUGUUUAUUUGUUUGUUUGUCUACACGUGUGUUUUCUGUGGUACAUGGGCUUGAGUGUAUCAUCAGCACCUUGUUUUUAUGAAGUAUGAAUAUGAAAUGAAUUAUUUUCAGUUAGACAUAACAUUAAUCACCAGUGUAUCUUAUCAUCUUAUACUGUAUUUUUGAGAAAUCUCCUCAAUGUGGGGCACUUCAUCUGCAUAUUGCUAUUUUAUGUAAAAAGAAAUCUUUUAAAAUGUUGUAAUAUAUGUGAAAGUGAAAGUUAUUACUCAGUUUUGAAGGCUGUAAAUACCUAUUGAGAAUAGGGCUUUUUAUUAUUAUUAUUAUUUUUUUUAAUACAAGGGAUUAACUUUAUACAACUACAAUAAAGAGAUGAUCAUUACCAGUUGGUACACAGUGUAUAAUGGGACUGUGUGGGAGAGUGUUUGAGGUUUUAUCAUCUUAAAUGCUCCUGUUCCUUAUGAUUAAUGUGUAGGGAUUAAACAAUCCAUCUAAAUGUACACAGUGCUGAGGAUCAGCUGCCUCUGUGCACAUUCAGCCAUUUCUAAUACUCUCUUAAAUGUUUUUAUAACAGUAAUAUUUCACAAAAUGUAAAAGGAAAAGAUAAAAACAACCCAGUCAAAUGAAUGUCCCUUUCCAAACAGUAUUCAAGAGCCAUCAGCAUUUUUCUCUUUGCUGUUUUUUCAUUUUUAUUUAUUUAUUUUUUUUGCUGUACUGAUAUCAGUUAAAUUUGUAUUUGGCAUCAUUUCUGCUCCUGUACAGUAAAAAUGUUUGCCUAUAAAGUGUAUUAACAAAUGUGCAUUCUCAAAUCAGUUUUAUAAAAUUUCAUCUUUGAAAAGAGAAUGAAAAAAAAAAAAACAUUAUUAUAAGGGAGCAUCCAUUUUUUUUUUUUUUUUAAAAAAGAAGUAUUACUUUCUGCUCUGGCAUUCUUACACUUUCUGUCGCAUAAUUUUGUAACGGCGAACAGGGUCAAAGUUAUGCAAUAAUGACGAGUGCCUAAUAUAUUAUACACGAAGCACAUGCAGAAAGGCAAAAGAUGCCAUAAGCACAAAAGUGCAUCCGGUACCAAUAAACCUGUACAAAAUACCCAACCUAAUGUACAGUACCAAGCCUGUUUGUAAUGCACUGAGCCUUACGGACCAUUUGAAGACAACAUUUUAAAUGAAAGCUGUGAACAUCCGCCCAUUAAUCACAUAGUGAGCAAUGCUGUAUGUGUCUCCUUGGGAGGAUUUGGAUGGAUAUACCUUACACUUACAAUAUCAACUUGACUGAAGGACACAGUUUCUCCAUUAUUAAGGUUGACUUUUACCUCUUUGAUAUUACGCAGACCAGAAUUUGAGUAUGAGGCAUCCUUACAGCUAAAUCUGGUGCCUACAGAGUGGACCUACAGCACAAAAAGACGAUGUCGCUUUGUAAUUCCUCUGUGAAUGCUCGUUUCUGAUUUGUAUUCAACUUAUUCUGUACAGUAUUGCCUCAGUUUCAAUAUCAACUUCAUUUCUUAAUCUAAAUAUUUACUUUAUUUUGUCUUUUUUUCUGAUAUUCUGUGAUUAUCGUUCUUGUAUUUAUGUAUAGUGUAUGUGUAUUGUAAAUAUAUAUUUCAGAGCUUUUCAUUUUGUGACAUUUUGCCCUGCUUUGCUUCAAAGGGAAUCCCUUCACACUGAAUCCUAUCACAGAAUGUCUUCAUUUCAGAUAAGAAGAAAAGUGUUUAUUCUUUAUUUUAAUUCUCCAGAAGGUGUCUAGAUAUUAUGUGCUUUUGGGUUUCUCUGUAGUUUCAUUUUAUUUGCUAAAGAUUGAGCUGUGAAUUUCAGUUGAGUUUUAACAUGAUACAUGUAUGAUAAUCUAAUCGGAGGCAUGGAAGUUAAUAAAGUUGCAUUUUGUAUGGAA
Molecule: messenger RNA, 5656 nt
Organism: Pangasianodon hypophthalmus (striped catfish)
Lineage: Eukaryota; Metazoa; Chordata; Actinopteri; Siluriformes; Pangasiidae
Gene: klf12b
Product: Kruppel-like factor 12b
Exons: 6
Coding region: 357-1409 (350 amino acids)
Biological process (GO): regulation of transcription by RNA polymerase II
Molecular function (GO): DNA-binding transcription factor activity, RNA polymerase II-specific; RNA polymerase II cis-regulatory region sequence-specific DNA binding
Source: RefSeq, a predicted model, not a curated record